Molecule: messenger RNA, 141 nt
Organism: Trichomonas vaginalis G3
Lineage: Eukaryota; Parabasalia; Trichomonadida; Trichomonadidae
Product: Ankyrin repeat family
Exons: 1
Coding region: 1-141 (46 amino acids)
Cellular component (GO): cytoplasm; nucleus
Molecular function (GO): protein binding
Source: RefSeq, a predicted model, not a curated record
AUGCAAUUUCUUAUUUCUCAUGGCAUCGAUUUAAAUGCAAAAGAUGUAGAUGGAAAGACUGCGCUUAAACUUGCUAUGGAAGAUGACAACACAGAAGCCGCAGAACUUCUCCUUGCACAUGGUGCUAAUCCAAACAUUUAG